Molecule: messenger RNA, 1113 nt
Organism: Puccinia triticina
Lineage: Eukaryota; Fungi; Basidiomycota; Pucciniomycetes; Pucciniales; Pucciniaceae
Exons: 4
Coding region: 1-1113 (370 amino acids)
Source: RefSeq, a predicted model, not a curated record
AUGAUCUGUCAAAAAUCUCAAUCCGCCGCCUCCCACCCUGCCAUGGCGCCUUUCAUUCGAAAUACUUUCUCCAUCCCUGCAGGGGUGGAGGGAGCUGAGAGAUUAGUGAUGUGGAGUUAUAUUCCGAAAGACUUGGCUUAUUCUGAUGGAGCCUCGCCUGUCAUCAUCAUGGCAAAUGGCCUUGCCCUCCCGAGGUCUGCUGGACUACCGCAUAUCGCGGCACGGUUUGCUACUGCUGGAUACACUGUCCUGUUGUUUGAUUUUCGACAUCUCGGUGAUUCAACUGGCCAACCAAGGCAGUUAGUCUCUUCGGUGACUCAACUGGAAGACUAUAUAACUGUUUUACGUUUCGUGACCGAUCCCGACACUCAUGCGCAAUUUCUGUCUCGAAAGAUACCUUCUAGUAAGGUUGUUCUAUGGGGCUGGAGUAAUUCUGGAGGACACGUUGCGAAACUGGCAACCCAGGCGGAUAAACUACCGAUAUCCGCUGUAAUUGCACUCGACCCCUUGUGCGACGGCCGAACAAACUUCCUACAUCACGUGCGGAAUUACCCUCUGGGUCUAGCGCGUAUAGGGCAUUGGGUACUUGGAGAUUUCCUACUCUCAAUUUUCCCAGUUCUCAAUAAGCACACCAGUUUGCGAGUGCCAGCGUUUGGCCGAGGGGGUAUCUUGAGCUCGGAAGAAGCAGAGGAGGGCUUCCGUAUGUUGAACUCCGACGUAAGAGAAAACGAGGGUGCUACGCAUGAACUUGGAAAUUGUGGAUUCGGAAAAGGACCCAAGUUGAUUAACGAAAUUGCGGCCCGGUAUGGUUUCGAGGUGCUCUCUCAGCGUUGUAAUGGUACCGAAGUUAAAUGCCCGAUCUUAGUAUCCUGGGCACAGGAUGAUGGCGAUAGCCUUAUCACUAGCAAAAUUCCCCGACGCUUUGCCGAGGAUUGUCUUAAGGCCGAGAACUCCCGGGUUUCAGCCGACAUUCACGAACACAAGGGCGACCAUUUCGGUUUACAUUUUGGAGGGGCCGGAUUUGAGGCCGGAAUCGAAAAACAGCUGCAAUUUUUGCAGAGUGUCUUUGGAUCAUCGCAGUCGGAAACGAAAGAGUCAAAAUUAAAUAACUAA